This is a messenger RNA of Mytilus trossulus (common blue mussel), 442 nucleotides long. RefSeq lists its product as uncharacterized. Lineage: Eukaryota; Metazoa; Mollusca; Bivalvia; Mytilida; Mytilidae. The transcript has 4 exons. The coding region runs from base 41 to 442 and encodes 133 amino acids. The record is from RefSeq and is a predicted model, not a curated record.
GGACAUGUGUCUUUGUAGCGACAUGAAGUGAAACAUAGAUAUGACUUUAAAAACUAUUUGGACUAUUUUAUGUGUCUUUAGUUUCUUACCAUGGAAAGUGAAAACAGACAAUGGCAUGUUUAUGACCACCAGAAGAAGAAAUUGGAUAGACAGUUUAAGUUACUGUAGCUUAGUUUCUGAGAACAAUCUGCAUUAUUUAUAUAACAAGGAGUACGCUGGUUGGGCUGGUGGCAUUUAUUUAAACACACAGUGGAUGAUUCAUCACGGAUGUUAUAGCAAGUCUGGAGCAAUGAAUAGUAAUGAUGUCCAUGAUAUUAAAAGAUUAUCCCCACAACUUUGCUCAGAGAAAUGUAAAAUAUUACCAUAUUUUGCACUAAAGACAUGUGUAAUGGAAGCUGGAGAGUAUGUUGAUGUCUUUCUUAGUCAUUCUCCAGCACUCUGA